GCAGGGCCAUGUAGCAACGGGGUUGGUUAAUGUGGAGCAAUCGCUUCCACCACUGCCUGAUGCAGCUUCCUGAUUUUUCUCUGCUUGGCUCCGCUGCCCUCCGGGGGGGCGGCAGGCGGCAUGGAGGGGACGGGGCGACGCCGCCUGCUGCAGACCCUGGCAGGGCUGGGGAAGGACGAGCUCCAGAGAUGGAAAGAGAAGCUGAGCAAAAUAGCACUGAAGGAGGGAUACCAGCGCAUCCCCCAGGCCCUGCUGGAGAGAGCUGAUCCGGCGGCCCUGGCCGAACUGCUGAUCAGCUACUACGGGGAGGAGUAUGGGUUGCAGCUGGCUUUACUAGCACAGGCUUUGUGCAGUGCAGAACAAGCGGCAACGGAUGUCUCGAGCGCAGCUGGCUCGGAGGUCACCGAUGAGCUGCUGAUGAGGAAUCUUUCAGAGCUUGAGUGGAAUAAAGCAAAAUCCUCCCCCCGCCUGCCUCUGCCUCCCGCGUGGCUCAGGAAGUUGACGGGCAAGAAGGGGAAGCAGCGCGGAUCCUUCAGUGAAGAGACUCGAUCCACCCCUAGGUCUAGUACAGGGACAGAGGCGGCAGGAGACCCCAUGAGGGAACAGGGCCCUGUCUCACAGCCCUCUGAGGACACCAACAUACUGCGGGAAAUGGGGCUGGUGGCGCCCGAGCGGAGCAGAUUUUCAGGGCACACUGCGAAGAUGAAGAUCGUCUUCCCCAGCCUGACUCUACCUACACCUCCACAGUGGCUAAGGACGCUGACGGGCAAGAAGGGGAAGCAGCGUCCGGCCUACUCAGGCAGGUUCCCCCAACGCUCCCGGAGCACUAUGCACCAUGCCGAGGAGGAGUCUGUUUAUACCAGCCUCCCACCGGGACCUCCUGCCCAGCCGGCUGGGACCGUGGGAAAAGUCACACAGAUGACGGGGAAGAAAAAGACCGGGGAUCCCGUUCCCCCUCUGCUGGAGGCACUCGGAGGACCAAGUGUGUUGGGAAAGCAAUCACUGGGCAGGGAGCUCCCCCCGGGUGGGAUACCAGACUAGCUGGGCCUCUGGGUCUGCCCCAUUCUUGCCCCAGAUCCCCAGGGGCGUGCGCUGGGUGUCUUGUGACUGCAUCCACGAGUGAAGCGGUGACAAAGGGGGCGGGAUCCCCCAGGGCUGGACACCACCUCACAGACAACUAAGCCACCUCGUCUUCCCCCUAUGCCUCCAGAGUGACCCUGCUGGGCACAGGGCCUCCAGAUCUGUGAACUCCCUGUCUCUCCAGCCACCACCCCAUGACAGGCAGCGGGGAUCUCCUCUGGUCCAGCUGAUCAGUGGCGGACAGGACGCGCAGGGAGGGAGCGGGCAGAGCUGAUUGGUGGGGCACAAGGUCCCUGCAGCCAAAUGGGCUCUGGAGGGCUCCCCUUUAAAGGUAUAGGUUCCCCCUCCCAUCCUGGGAGCAGAUGGAGGGGCUGGGCUCAGCUGAGAAGCCUGCUCUGAAGACCAGAAUGGCCCCCGGUAAACAGAUGUGCUCUAGUGGGACAUUACUGAGAGUCUCCAAUUCAGAACGAACUGCCGAGAAACAGGGCAGUCCCAGCCCAAGACUGGAGGUCCUCCACUUAUAAGAGACACCAAACCAGCCCACAAAAAGAACUUCUGUCUCACCACAUUGGCUAUCAAGAAGUUAGAGGAGCAAUUCCCUCAGAUACUCCAGUUCCCUGUACCACCACCAUAGCACUCCGUAUAGGGAUACGUGGUUCUUAAAACCCGUGUCCCCAGUUCAUGUUUCAAUCAGAUAACAUCACAUCCCCUCACAUGUAGUCACAGUUGCUCCCAAGCCUGGUCACCACCAGUACCUGAUGUCAGUGGAAUCUGCCUGCUACGUGGUCAACCUUGGAUGUUCUUUCCUCUGCUCUGAUUGGCUGUUUGCCUCUGUUUCCCACGCAGUCAUAGUCCCCCUAUACGCCCCGGGCAGCUGACCUCAUUGUCCCUGCCAAUUACCUCCACAGUAAGACACUGACUUGAACCCAGUCUCAUGCUUUUGGACUUCAGCUGGUUGCCCGCAGGG
Malaclemys terrapin pileata is the source of this 2047-nucleotide messenger RNA. RefSeq lists its product as uncharacterized. Bases 121 to 1041 code for a protein of 306 amino acids. The transcript is spliced from 5 exons. The record is from RefSeq and is a predicted model, not a curated record. NCBI's taxonomy places the organism in Eukaryota, Metazoa, Chordata, Testudines, Emydidae.